This is a messenger RNA of Medicago truncatula (barrel medic), 1395 nucleotides long. RefSeq names its product vacuolar-processing enzyme. The transcript has 8 exons. NCBI's taxonomy places the organism in Eukaryota, Viridiplantae, Streptophyta, Magnoliopsida, Fabales, Fabaceae. Gene Ontology annotation, molecular function: cysteine-type endopeptidase activity. The coding region runs from base 1 to 1395 and encodes 464 amino acids. The record is from RefSeq and is a predicted model, not a curated record. Gene Ontology annotation, biological process: vacuolar protein processing.
AUGAAUCAAAUAACAAGUUAUUGGGCUACACUCAUAACCAUAGUGUGGAUGAGUGUGACAGUGACAUUAUCAAAGGGUAUUCGACCUAUGGUUGAUGAACAUAAUGAGCAAGGUAAUUUUGAAGUAGUAAGGAAAAAAUGGGCAUUACUAGUUGCUGGUUCAAAAGAUUACCCAAAUUAUAGGCACCAAGCCAAUAUUUGUCAUGCCUACCAUGUAUUAAAAAAUGGUGGCCUUCAAGAUGAAAACAUAAUUGUUUUCAUGUAUGAUGAUAUUGCCUACCAUAAAGAAAAUCCAAGGCAAGGUGUUAUAAUCAAUAGGCCAGAUGGUCCUAAUGUUUAUCCUGGUGUUCCUAAGGAUUAUACAGGGAAUAAUACAAACGCAGAAAACUUUUUUGCUGUGCUUAAUGGCAACCUAAGUGGUAUUACUGGAGGGAGUGGUAAAGUACUGAACAGUGGCCCAAUUGAUACCGUCUUUAUUUACUAUUCAGGCCAUGGUUAUCCAGGUUUGAUCGGUAUGGCAGAUCAAGGCAUUGUUUAUGCAAAAGAUUUCGUGGAUGCUUUGAAGAAAAAACAUGCUUCUAAUUCUUACAAAAAAAUGGUGAUAUAUGUGGAAGCAUGUUAUUCUGCGAGCUUAUUUGAAGGGCUUCUUCCAAAUAAUAUGAGUAUCUAUGUAGCUACAUCUACCAAUGCACGUGAGUUGGGUUAUGGAUUUUACUGUCCCGAUAGUAAAAAUCUUUCAUCGACUGAGUAUACAAUAUGUUUGGGAGAUACCUUUGGUAUUUCUUGGAUGGAAGACAGUGACAAAAAUGAUAGGACAUAUGAAACUUUGCAACAGCAAUAUUUUACCGUUCGGGAUAGAGUAAUUAGUCAUCGAAACUUUGCUUCUCACGUGACACAAUUAGGAGAUUUAAAUAUCAGCAACGAUUUUCUAGUUACAUAUAUUAGUGCUGCCCCUCACAAUAAUGUUAGUGAUAACUACAAUCUCAGUAACACUACAAGCUUUGUCAGCCAAGAUGAUGCUUAUUUACUUCAUCUCAGACUUAAGUUGAAAAAGGCCCUAAAUGGUUCUGAGGAUAAAUUGAAAGUUCAAAACGAGUUGGAUGCUGAAAUUGCUCAUAGAAAGCAUGUGGACAACAAUAUCGAUCUCAUAGAAAAUAUUUUGUUUGGAGAAAAGAAGAAGAGCUCUGCUAUGAUGUUUGAUUUUCGGUCAAUUGACCAACCUCUUGUCGAUGAUUGGAACUGUCUUAAAAUACUUUUUAAAACUUAUGAGAGUCAGUGUGGUAUCUUAUCAACCUAUGGAAGGAAAUACUCAAAAGCCUUUGCUUAUAUGUGUAAUAUUGGCAUUUCAGAGAAGCAAAUGAUUGCAGUAGUAUCUCAAGUUUGUCCAGGGAUAUAA